This is a messenger RNA of Rubroshorea leprosula, 963 nucleotides long. The record is from the annotation of a GenBank genome assembly. Lineage: Eukaryota; Viridiplantae; Streptophyta; Magnoliopsida; Malvales; Dipterocarpaceae.
GACUGUGUUCGCUGCAACUUCCAGCAAACCUCCGAUCCACGUGGUGUGGUUGCUUAGAGACGCUGGAGGCUGAACCAAAAUGCAAGGCUAAACCAAAAUGCAAGGCUGAACCAAAAUGCAAGCUGCCGACGUCGUCGCUAGCUGGAGGCUGAACAAUGCAAGGAAAAUACAUGCAAAAAUAAAUCAAUCAAUUGACCGAGAGAAGGGCGAACUCACCGGCACUGGCGCGAAGCGGACAACAGAGGGCGCUACGGAAGAACAACGACAGCAAGCUUCGCCGGAGAAGAAACCAGAUCUACCGCCGCAGAGGAAAACCAGAAAUGGGGAAGAAAGAAAUGUGGUUGUCGAAUAUAAUAUUGUCGCUUAUGCUGCGUUUUCCAGUAGUGGAAGAUUGUUUCUGCCCCUGAAACGAGGGGUUCAAGUAACUGGUAUUCUUGUGCCCCUGAUAGAACGGUGUCAGCUGUUGGGUAGCGAACCGUUGGUCCUCAUAGUACGCGUUGGCCUCGAUGCGGUCGUAGUAGAUGCCAAUUUUCUUGUUGGGGUUGCGCACGGUGAUGUUGAGGGCGAGGUUGUAGUGGAGGUUGUUGUCGGAGGUGAGGUUGAAUUGGGUAAGGGAGGCAUCCGUCACGUGAAACUUAACUAUGUUGGGGCGGAAUAUGAGCCAGAAGAUGAGGGCAGCCAGACCCAAGAUGACGACAGCAGUGACUAUGAGCUUGAUAAGGAAGCUCAGGAGGCAGCAGCAGCCACAGCCAGAACCAUGGCCGUGGCGGUGGUAGGACCGGGCAGGUGGGAUGGCGGGGCCGUAGUAGGCCCCGUUCAAGUGGGAAUGUUUCUCUGCCAUGGAAUAACACAAGAACAAGAAGAUAUGCUGUGUUUUUAGAGGAGAUGAAUUGGAAGAGAAAACAAGGGUAUGUAUUUAUAGGGAGAAAAAUUAGAGUGGAGAAACAAAUAUGAAUCGAGGAU